AAUACAUAACGUAUGUGUUGUUUUGAUCCAAAUAUUCAUUUUUGAAAAGGCCGAGAAAGUAUUAAGCUAAGGCUGAUAAAAAUAUGACCCAGAAGUCUUCUGCAUUGAGAAAUCUAUUUGUAACAGUUGGAACAACGAAAUUUCCAAAGUUGAUCCAUUCUUUCACAAAGAAAGAGGUUUUAGACACUCUGAUAUCAUUGGGAAUUACAUUUGUUCAACUGCAGACAGGAAAGGACUUUACUGGGCCUAAACUUGAUCCUGAUAUGGAACAGUUGUGUUCAAUAAGAGCAGAAUUUGGAAGUACAAUUGUAGAGCGAAAUUGGGAAGAGUGACUUGGUGAUAAGCCAUGCUGGCGCGGGAACAUGUUUAGAAGUUUUACACAAAAAGAAACCUUUGUUAGUUGUUAUUAAUGAAGACUUGAUGGAUAAUCAUCAAAUAGAGUUAGCAGAAGAGUUGGAAAAUCAGGGAUAUUUGUAUCACUGUACAUGUUAUACAUUAGUUAGUGCUUUAAAACAAGAUUUUGGUUCUUUAAAACAUUAUCCAGAGCCUGGGCAGUACAUGUUUAGCAAUUUUCUGGAUACAUGUAUGGGGUAUAGGUGAUAAGUCAC
Acanthoscelides obtectus is the source of this 608-nucleotide messenger RNA. The record is from the annotation of a GenBank genome assembly. NCBI's taxonomy places the organism in Eukaryota, Metazoa, Arthropoda, Insecta, Coleoptera, Chrysomelidae.